CCGAUAUGCAAAUUGAUGAGGCAGCGUGAUCGUGCGCGCUCUUUGUGCACUCGAUCGGCGUCGCCGUCAGCAGGGAAUGGCGAUGGAGGCUGCAUUCCGCGAACGGCGCGAUUCACGAUCCCUCUCGUCUAGCGCAUCCCGGAGCCCGAGCGCCGUCUUCUUCGACCUGGACAACACUCUCGUAGAGACCAGGAGAGCGGACAGUCAGGCUUGCCGCAAGUUGACUGAGGAAUUGACACGAGAGUACGGCAUUCCGGAAGAUGCGUCCGCCAAGAUAACGGCUACGUAUCUGAAGCAAUUUAGAAAGUGUCCGGACAACGCGACCCUCACAUUGGACGCUUGGCGUACUAUCCUCUGGAGCAAAGCGCUAGGCCAUAAGUACUCGCAGCUAGCAAAAAAAAUUUACGAAAGAUGGCUGUAUUUAAGAUAUCACUACAUGACGCUGGCGCCGAGCACGGUUUCCAUGCUGCGUCAAUUCAGAAAGAAGUAUCUGCUGGGUUUAAUCACCAACGGCCCAUCAAACGCUCAGUGGGAGAAGAUAUACAAACUGUCGCUGGAGCAAUACUUCGACGUUAUCCUGGUAUCCGGUGAUCUGCCGUGCGAGAAACCAGACGCGGAGAUAUUCCAAAAGGCUUGCCAUUUUCUUAACGUGCGACCCGAGGAGUGCAUCAUGGUCGGUGACAAGUUGGAGACCGAUAUUUUAGGUGGGAUCGAGGCUGGACUGUACGGGACGGUGUGGAUACCUACUACGGAUAAACCUCGUCUCUCGCAAGACGAUCCUAAGCCAGAUUUUAUAAUAAGACACGUAACGGAACUUCUCCGCAUAUUGGAGAGAGGUCCAAACGCGCCGGAACUCGAAGACUGCUCUUCAAAUGGGUCCGAUGGUAGCUAAUGAGGAGAUGCAUGUUAUAUUAUUUUUUUUUUCUAAUGAAAAGCGACUCGAUGCUUAUAUAAGCAUUUGAUGUCUUACUAAGCAAGAUCUAUUAGGUUUUUGUUGUGUUAGCGUUGUUUUUUUUCUAUCAUAUACAUUUUACGUACGAUAGCACUCGAGUGUAGACGUAGAUCGUUUUAAUAUAUUGAUUUACAUUAGAAACAUAAUUUUGUUGUAAAUUUGUAUAACUUUCAGUCUACGGUUUUUGAGUUUUUGCGACAUUUUUAUGGAGAUGCUACAGUCUAUUAGAGUCUAUCUGUAUUGAGUAAUUAUAUCGAUAUAACAUCCUAUAUUUCGUAUAAUAAUUAAAUACGAAAAAAACAGCUUAAAACAAAUAUAAUUAUUUUGAUAAUGUUAUAUAACAUUUUAUAAAACUUGUUUUAAAUGACGAAAGAACCACCGCACGUUAUAUUCGUAGUUUAUUUAGCGACUUACCGAAUUAAUAUCGCAAAUAGAUGCCAAGUGAGAUAUUUGUCAGUUACCCUUUCGAAGUUACCUUCUCGAAGUUAAAAUAACUGUAGUGUACCGAGUAAGGGAGACGGAGCUCAUGUACAAAACAAAAUGCACAAACAGAGCCAGUAGCUGUAGAUAAAUGAACAAAAUGAGACAUAGCAACCGUAUACAACUACUUUAUCGUCCGUAUAACUUUUAAAAAAAAUCGCGUUGUAAUAUAUGUAUUUUUAAGAUAUCUGUAUAAUAUAUUACAUAAAUCUCCUGUUGUACAAACACGUAACAUUUUGUGUAUCUGUACAUAGAUAUGCACGGGACGUUGUACAUGUGCGGCUACAAAUGUACAUGGUAUCUAUUUUUUCAUGUGUAUAUUUUAUCUCUGUUGAGAAUUCAGCUUGUUGGAUGUUCUACUGAACCACAAACAGACAUAUUGUAAAACUCGAUAUAAGACAACAGAUGUAUAUGAAUAAAGAAAAGAUAUAUAUGAGAUAAAA
Temnothorax curvispinosus is the source of this 1875-nucleotide messenger RNA. RefSeq names its product N-acylneuraminate-9-phosphatase-like. The transcript has 3 exons. The record is from RefSeq and is a predicted model, not a curated record. Bases 77 to 892 code for a protein of 271 amino acids. Lineage: Eukaryota; Metazoa; Arthropoda; Insecta; Hymenoptera; Formicidae. Gene Ontology annotation, molecular function: hydrolase activity.